CCUGUGGUACUUCCGCUGUUCUUUGAACAGUGGGCUCAUCACUAUCCCGCUCUCCGCCAUGUUGUCCAGAGCGCUUAUGCAACUUGGCCGAAUUUCGGCCGCAAGUGUUCGCUCUUCAGCGCAGACAGCAAGAAACAGUGGUUGGGUCUGUAAAAGGAACCUUCAUCGGUCGGUCCCUGUGUUAUCUGACAAACUGUUUGUUCAUCGCGACACAGAUGGCAACAAUCCUGACUUACCCUUUGAGUUCAAUGAGGCAAACCUAAAGAGAGCCAAGUCUAUUUUAAAUAACUACCCCACAGGCCAUGAGAAGGCUGCAGUCAUCCCACUAUUAGACCUGGCACAGAGACAGCAUGAUGGCUGGCUUCCCAUAUCUGCCAUGAACUAUGUGGCAGAUUUCCUUAACAUGCCAAGAAUGCGAGUCUAUGAAGUGGCCACUUUUUAUACUAUGUUCAAUAGAGAACCUGUUGGCAAAUACCAUGUUCAAGUUUGUACCACCACUCCCUGCCAGCUUAGAAAUGCAGAUGAUUUAUUAGAUACAUUGAAAAGCAAACUGGGUAUCAAAGAAGGCGAGACAAGUAAAGAUGGAAUGUUCACACUAACAGUUGUUGAGUGCCUAGGGGCGUGUGUUAAUGCUCCCAUGAUGCAAAUUAAUGACAACUAUUAUGAGGACCUGAGUAUGAAGGAUGCAGAAGAAAUUAUUGAUGAUCUUAUCGCUGGAAGAACACCCAAGCCUGGACCAAGGAGUGGGCGGUUCUCGUGUGAGCCUGCUGGGGGUCUUACAAGCCUUACCGAGCCCCCCAAGGGACCAGGAUUUGGAGUGCGCAGUGACCUGUGAUAUGUUGGGCUCUCAAGGGCAAAAGUAUACCAUAAAGAGGACAGUAUGGAUUCACAAAUAACAAGUCAAUGUUUUAAUAAGCAUUGUUUAAGAUCUACCCUGUAAAAUACCGUAACAAACUCUUAUUCAACAGAAAUCAAACUUUUUUUUCUGCCAGAAGGAUUGAGUGAGCUUGUACAUUCUUAUUGCUAAUUGUGAAAAUAAAAACAUUAUAUUAAAA
Nematostella vectensis (starlet sea anemone) is the source of this 1055-nucleotide messenger RNA. RefSeq names its product NADH dehydrogenase [ubiquinone] flavoprotein 2, mitochondrial. The coding region runs from base 59 to 835 and encodes 258 amino acids. Gene Ontology annotation, molecular function: NADH dehydrogenase activity. The transcript is spliced from 9 exons. NCBI's taxonomy places the organism in Eukaryota, Metazoa, Cnidaria, Anthozoa, Actiniaria, Edwardsiidae. The record is from RefSeq and is a predicted model, not a curated record. Gene Ontology annotation, biological process: mitochondrial electron transport, NADH to ubiquinone.